Messenger RNA from Phlebotomus argentipes, 4923 nucleotides. RefSeq names its product arfGAP with SH3 domain, ANK repeat and PH domain-containing protein (gene Asap). The transcript is spliced from 10 exons. Gene Ontology annotation, cellular component: cytoplasm. Bases 666 to 4292 code for a protein of 1208 amino acids. Gene Ontology annotation, molecular function: GTPase activator activity; protein binding. The record is from RefSeq and is a predicted model, not a curated record. Lineage: Eukaryota; Metazoa; Arthropoda; Insecta; Diptera; Psychodidae. Gene Ontology annotation, biological process: positive regulation of GTPase activity.
CCAUUGAGAUUGGCUGCGCGAGUGUGUUUGUCCGCAAAAAGGAAGGUGGAAAAAGAUUUCUUAUGUGAAAACCCGUGCGAAGAAGCCCCCAAUCUCCGUGUCUCACGCAUCCUGAGCCCCUCAUCGGCAGGGCCCCAGUCAGAAGUCGCGUGCGAAAGCGCCCCGUGUCCGCGAAAAAGUGUCUCUCUGGUUGGGCGAAGAAAAAGAAGUGUGGUGUCCCUCGCCUCUUUGUCGCUUGGCGAGAGCACAAAAGUGUGUGCGGAGCAAAAAAGAGGAGAUAUUUGGAGAGUGAGUGAUUUUUAGGUGGCCUCUGCUCUACCUGGCCUCACGAGAUGUGGUGAAAGAGGAGAGAUUGUCGUGUUGGAUCGUGGAAUUGCCCAAAAAAUCUGGGAAUUUCGGAAAGUGAAACUCUGCGUGACCCAGAAUCCAUCAUCAUCGCGCAGUGCUCCUGCCCAGGCGAGAGAGAGAGUCCAGCAUCUCGCCAAGUUCUGUGAAAAUUCAGUGUCUCUGUUGUCCCUUUUUGCUGUUAAAAUGCUAUUAAUAGCCAAUUGAUUCAAGCAAGUGAAGAUAUUAGCCGUCCUGCCGACAGCGUUUGAAGUUCUGCCAUCCAGAUAAAGUGUGUUUUUGUGUUUGUGUGUGCAAAAGUGAAAUUCCACCAGCCCAAAAUGCCCGGAUUGAUUGGCGUUGGGGAGUUCGUGGACGAGACCCGCGAGGACUACAGCUCACCAACCACAUCCACAUUCGUCUCCCGCAUGCCACAGUGUCGCCAGACCAUCUCUUCCCUCGAGGAGACGCUGGAAUUCGACAGGGAGGGCUUGACAAAGCUGAAGAAGGCCAUUAAAGCCAUUCACAAUUCUGGAAAUACUCAUGUGGACAAUGAGAUGUGCCUCGUGCGGGCGCUGGAGAGACUGGGAAGUGUGGCCCUGUCGAAGGAGGAGCCCGACAUUGGGGCGGCUUUCCUCAAGUUUUCCGUCGUCACCAAAGAAUUGAGCGCGCUGAUGAAGACACUGAUGCAGAACAUCAGCAAUAUUGUCAUGUUUCCGGUGGAUUCGUUCCUCAAGUCCGAACUGAGGGGUGUCAAGGGUGAGAUGAAGCGUCCCUUCGACAAGGCGGCCAAGGAUUAUGAGUCGAAGUUCUUGAAGAUUGAGAAGGAGAAGAAGAGCCAGGCCAAGGAGGCCGGAUGGAUCAGGACAGAAGUGACACCGGCCGAGAUUGCGGAUGAGAUGGAGAAGGAGAGGCGCGUCUUUCAGAUACAAAUGUGUGAAUAUUUGAUAAAGUUCAAUGAGAUCAAGACAAAGAAGGGCAUUGAAUUGCUGCAGCAUCUUGUGGAGUAUUACCAUGCCCAGAACAACUACUUCAAGGAUGGCCUGAAGACAAUCGCCCACUUCGGCACGUACAUUGACGAUCUGAGUGCCAAGUUGCAGAGCAUAAAGCAGAAGCAGGAUGAGGAGCGGAAGCGCCUGCUGGAGCUGAGGACACUGCUCAGGAGCACGCCUGACUUUGACCGCGUCGAGCAUGUGAUCACGGAUAAGGGCGCCGGCUAUUCGCUGCAUCAGCUGCAGGGCGACAAGAAUCACGGCAUCACCAGGUCCGGACAUCUGCUGAAGAAGAGCGAAGGCAAGGUCAGGAGGGUGUGGCAGAAGCGUCGCUGCCGCGUCACAGCCGACGGCUUCCUGGACAUUUGUCACGCGGACGAGACGAAGCCACCGACGCGCGUGAAUCUGCUCACGUGCCAAAUCAAGCCGGUGCCGGACGACAAGAGAGGCUUCGACCUCAUCAGCUACAAUCGUCCGUAUCACUUCCAGGCGGAGGACGAGGCCGACCAGAAGGCGUGGAUGGCGGUGCUGGUGAAUUGCAAGGAGAAGGCGCUGGCCAAGGCCUUCCAGCACGCCAAUCCGCAAAUGUCGCCCAGCCUGAUUGAGCUGCAGAAGACGGUGAUUAGAUACGUGCAGAACCUCCCUGGAAACGAUCAGUGCUGCGAUUGUGGCUCUCGCAAUGACGUCACGUGGAUCAGUCUCAACUUUGGCAUCCUGGUGUGCAUCCAGUGCUCGGGAGUGCACCGGGAUCUGGGCGUGCAUCACUCUCGCAUCCAGAGUCUGACGCUGGACAACCUCACGACUGCUCAUCUGCUCAUCGCACGCGCCAUGGGCAACAGCCAGCUCAAUGAGGUGAUGGAGGCGACGCUGGGCAAGAUGAAGCUCACGCCCGAGAGCACGAUGGAGGAGCGCUACGACUUCAUCCGCGCCAAGUACGUGGCCAAGCGCUAUGUCAUGCGAACGUGCGCCGACGACAGGGAUUUGCGUGCUGAUCUCGAGCAGGCCAUCAUCAAUGCCGACCUCAGUCUGCUGCUGCAAGUGUGGGCAGAGGGAGCGGACUUCACGUGCGUGCUGCCAUCGUCGGACUUCGGUGAAACUGCCCUGCACUUGGGUGUGCUGCGCGAAAUGGGCUCCACGCUGCACAUUGUGGACUUCCUCAUCCAAAACAUGCCGGCUCAUGGGCUCAACAAGGCCACAAAUCCGCCUGGCCCCAUGGACAUGUCCGGGAAGAACACGCCGCUGCAUCUGUGCGCCCUGCACGAUCGGCAGGAGUGCAUGAAGCUGCUGCUGCGCUCGGGAGCGGAGUACGAGCUGAAGAACUCCAUGAACAAGACGGCGCUGGACAUCUCCAAGGAGAUGGGCCACGAUGCCUGCAAGGAGUUGAUUGAGUGUGCCAUCAGGCGCGAGAAGAGCGCCUUCGAUCACAUCAACACGGACUGGAAUCUGCCGCCGGACGACGGCAGCACGGACUUCAGCGAUGACGACACGGUGAUCGACGAGAGAAAGUCCCGCAGCCGCCCGCCCAGCUAUGCCGGCGGCGAUUCGCCCGUGGCCCUGCGCUCGCGCUCCUCCACCUGCGACAGCAUCCAGAGUGGCUCUAGUCCCAGCUCCAGCUGCAAUCCGCGCGCCGCCGGCACGAGUCCCAAGAAUCAGAUCUGCUUCCCGCAGAGCAGCGCCGGCGGCUCCAGUCCCAACUCCAUGAGUGCCAUGAAGCAGGUGGCCAGCAAUCAGACGCGCAAGACAAACGUGAGCAGCGGCGUGGGAUCACUGAAGAAGCGCACAGCCCCCGCGCCGCCGCCCGCCUCGGCGGCGCAGCAGCAGAUCUACGGCACGCUGCCGCACGCCCAGCGUCACGUGGAGUCCAGCGAGGCGCGCUCGGGCGGCAGUGCAGGCGCCCAGAAGACCACCGAGAUGUACAGCACGCUGCCACACUUGCGCAACGCCUCGUCCGUGGACAGUGGCGGUGGGAAGGGCAUGACAUUCCACUAUGACAACAAGACUUACGAGCGCUUUGAGCCUCUGAUGCCGGCGCAGCAACAGGCGCGCUACGACAAGCACAAGUAUGACGUCUCCACCGACCCGUCCGGCAAUCUCUUGCCAUCCUGGGGCACGCACAAGAGAUCGCCCAGCGGGGAGUCCAUCGGCAGUCGGAACAUUCACUUGGCUGGAGCUAAACUCGUCCUGCCAACUGGAGAGAUUCCAACGCUAAAGCCAGUGGACAAGAAUGUCUUGAGGCCGCGUCUCCCACCGCCAGGACCGCCCAAUAAUGGACAUGCCACAUCGCUGGAUCGCGGCAUGUCGAAUGGCCAGUCAAAUGAGAGUAUCAGUUCAUUGGAUGACGGAGGUCCGAUUGCACCACCGAGGAAGCGUAAAAGUACGAGAUUGGCGGUGAAAGAACCCAUAAAUUUAAUGGUAUUUAUCCCUGUUGAGCGGAGUGAGACGCCAAGAACGGAGGGGGUGGUAAAAGUGGCUUUUGUGAUAUUGUCCCGAAGGGUGUCGCGCCACCAUUUCCAUUCAACAGUCAUCUCGCAAAAAUCACGCAAAAGACGGAGUGUCUUCUUGAUGGAUCAACAGCAAUCACCACUGCGCGGCAGUGACUUUGGCGAUUUACUGGACUACUCGCGAUCUCUGGACUUGGAUUUGUCAUCAGGUGUCCUGGACAAUUCGCUGGACUCGAGCAGCGGUGGAAAUCUCACGAUAGACACUUCGUCGCCAAACUACAGUCACUACAAAUCGUCGGGUGGCAAGGGAAGCAAUCACUUGCAGAGCUAUACCACGAGUGGUUUUCGGCGAUGUCGCGCGCUGUACGAUUGCAAUGCGGACAAUGACGAUGAGCUGGAGUUCAAGGAGGGCGAGAUCCUGAUAGUGCUCAACGAGAAGACGGACGAUGAGAACUGGAUGGAGGGUGAAAUUGAGGGCGACAGCUCAAGACGCGGCAUGUUUCCCGUCAGCUUUGUCCACAUGUUGCCCGAUUAAGCUUUUCCCGUGCUCGUUUUGCUCAAAGUCACACACCUUUUAUUCCAUCACAGUGAGAGAAAGAAAGAGCGAAAGAGGAAGACAAAGAGAAUCGCGCAAGAGUCACAAUCUCAUUCCUGGGAAUCAACACCACAGGAUGGGAGAACAAUGAAGUAACUGAAAACAAUACAUGCUGCCAUAAUUGUAAAUAUUACUUAUUUAGAAUGGAAGCGAAACUGUAGCCAGAAAACUAUAUAUUCAAUGGAAGAAAUCAAAUUAUUUGUCUGUAGUCAUUGUAGAGAGAGAGAGAGAGAAACCAGUAAAACACAAAAAAAAUACAAGAGUAUCAAAAAAAAAAAGGGGAGAAACAAGUCCACAAUGUGUAGAAGUUUUUAGAGAGAAAGAAGAAGAAGAAGAAAGGUAGACAGAGAAAUCAUAAUGAAUGUUGAAAUAUGAAAUAAGGAACGAUGUUCAAGAAAAAGACGCUUGUUGUAAAAUGUUUUCUUUUUGUCUUUUUGAGAGUUUGUAGAGAAAGAGAGAGACAACAAAUGGGCGGGGAAAGCAGGAAGAUUUCCUGGCUGAUCAAGAGGCACAGAGAAAGAGUAUUAUUAAAAUAUAUAUAUAUUAAAGAAGAAGAAGAAAAAAACAGAGA